CGUUUUUCUUUUUUUCAACUUUUUAAAUUAUUAAUUUGUUAACCAUGCCCGCUGAUUUACCUGCAAACGUUACUCCUGCUCACAAGGUUGGUGGUAUGAGAGUGAAGCAACCCGAACAUCAUGUUCCCUUAAAGGAUACCCAUAAGGAAGAUGAGCACGAUGAAGAGCAAACAAGUGAAGAUAAGAAAGAAGAAGAGCGUCUUCGUGUCCGUGAACUUCAGGAAAGACAAGCCCAAGAUAUGUAUGCUCAUACUGCUGCUCGUCAAGCGAGUGCUCCCAAGAGCUCUGCUGACAAUUUGAGAAAACAACAAGUCUGUAACCCGGCCACUCAACCUAGAGCUAUGAACCAUUAAACUAUUUGGGUGUAUAUUUUGUUGUGCUUUAUAUAUAACCGCGCUUAACCUGUACUUUUAAUCUUCACCUUUGGUUUUUUCCAUACGAUAUGCCUCGAAAAUGUAAAUAAACGUAAAUAAACUGUAACUAACUGUUCAUCUUUGCCCAAGUAAUAAAAAUGCGCUGUUUGUCAUUUUGCCCGGCCCACAAUCAAGCACUACUCUAUUUCUGCUGUUAAGCAGUCAAUAAGCAAAUGCUGUGCUAGAAACGCAUACACUCAUGUUUAUACCAUGUGCAUUGCUUUUUUUUUUUUUU
This is a messenger RNA of Mycotypha africana, 648 nucleotides long. RefSeq lists its product as uncharacterized. NCBI's taxonomy places the organism in Eukaryota, Fungi, Mucoromycota, Mucoromycetes, Mucorales, Mycotyphaceae. The transcript has a single exon. Bases 45 to 353 code for a protein of 102 amino acids. The record is from RefSeq and is a predicted model, not a curated record.